CGGGACUCCUUCGUGAUGAUCCCCUCCAUCGGCAUGGACCGGGACUUUGAGGGCGUGGGCGGGUGGCGGCUGGACGGGAAAGAUGCCGAUGAUGAUGACGCGUGGACCCAGCUCAACUCGCGGCUCGAGCUCCCUCACGACCCGCAGCGGCGACACCACCACCGUUCCCCCUCCGGCGGGGGCGCAACCACCCCAGGUGGCGCCGGAGACUACCUCGUCAUGAAGAGCCCACGGGCAGCACGGUCCAAGGAUGGAUCACCCGAGAACGGCGGCGCCAGGAGGGACAGGGAGAGAAGGCAGCAGGGAAACGGGAUGUCACCCAAUAGCUCUCGGCAGAGAACCCCUACAAACGGGUUGGCGCCUGUACCUCCACCGCUGACCACGAUGGACCGGGCAGACGAGUCGUAUUUCCCGCCUCUGUCGCCAAAGAUUGCUAGGAGAACAGCCUAGGGGUGACCAUGCUCGGUCUAGGGCGAUGAAUUUUGUUGUAUAUGAUGAUGAUAAUGAUGGUGGGGUACGGAAGCACCAAAGUAAUGCCCAGAGAAUUCAAGGGCGUUCGCACCGGCCCCCAUGGUUUGGCAGGUCCUCCUCUCA
Messenger RNA from Cryphonectria parasitica EP155, 594 nucleotides. RefSeq lists its product as uncharacterized. The record is from RefSeq and is a predicted model, not a curated record. The transcript has a single exon. NCBI's taxonomy places the organism in Eukaryota, Fungi, Ascomycota, Sordariomycetes, Diaporthales, Cryphonectriaceae. The coding region runs from base 16 to 450 and encodes 144 amino acids.